Molecule: messenger RNA, 4188 nt
Organism: Botrytis sinoallii
Lineage: Eukaryota; Fungi; Ascomycota; Leotiomycetes; Helotiales; Sclerotiniaceae
Exons: 4
Coding region: 1-4188 (1395 amino acids)
Biological process (GO): transcription-dependent tethering of RNA polymerase II gene DNA at nuclear periphery; poly(A)+ mRNA export from nucleus; protein import into nucleus
Cellular component (GO): nuclear pore outer ring
Molecular function (GO): structural constituent of nuclear pore; protein binding
Source: RefSeq, a predicted model, not a curated record
AUGUUUUCGCCCACAGUCAACGCUGGCGCUCCAGCUCCAGUAAGGAGUAGCAGGAGACGUCCACGCCCUCAUUCGAAUGAGAAUUCAAUAGCACAGCCAAAAAGCAAGAGAGUUAGAAGCUCAUACGAUGAUCAGACUUUUGCGCCAAAUGGUACACCCGAAAUAGAGGAAGCAAAAGUCAACAAAGUAGCUACGUUGACGAGGCGCGAAAGUCCUAAGGAGGUACCAAGUCAAAGACGAGAGAUUGUUGUACGAGGAAAGAAGUCGAAAGGAACGGAUAGGACUGGGAAAGGAGAUGGCAGUGUAGUUCUUACCAAAAAUGAUACCUAUACAGUUAGCAAAUUGCCAGCGCUCCCAGAUCAAAUUCGCGCAGAUAUCACAGCUCGUCAGCACGGCGCAAUAUAUUCAGAUAGCGGUUAUGCACUUGCUCUCACCCAUUCCCAUGCAUUCGUCUGGCCCUACGCUAUCAACAUCCCUUCCCCCGAAACAUUUACAUUCGCGUUACCUUAUAGCCAUAAGCAUAUAACCGACCCUCUUCCUCUUGGUUCGCUGGUCUCGCCCUCUGCGUCAUCCUCGGAGCCUGGUCUUGUCGUUGUUAUACCUACUGGUAAAAUCACAUAUUGGGAGUCUAUUGCAAGCGCCGCUACACUUGAUCUUAUUAAAUUAAAAAGCAAUGGAGUCGGAUCAACUAUACCAGGAAUGCUUUCCGGAGAAACCGUUGUGCAACUUUUGAAUGCGGAAACAGCCGGAUUUGUUCUGGCAUUCAGUACUGGGCGAUUGGCCUAUCUACGAGUCAGGGAUGGACAUGGAAGACCCGAAGUAUCUGUUCAAUUCUUGAGAGGAUCAAGCGGACCAUUGGCAGGAGGUCUUUUUGGUAGUAUUAGAAAUGUACUGUCUAGUACAGCAUGGCGUGGAGACAUUGCCGCCGUUCGCGCAGGACCACAGGAGCAUGUGGGAGAUCGAAAUGUGGUUGUCGCAACAGGAAAGGGGAGAAUACAACUUUGGAACCUUCAAAGGGAUGGGCAGAAUGCUCUUCAGGGGGAAGCUGAAGGACGGGAAGCAAUUGUUCUGGAAAUGAAAAAGGCAGAGCCUAUCCUAUUCGACCUCUCGAUAGAAACCUUCGAAGUUCUUGAUUUCACUUUUAUGCCACAAACACCAGAGGAUCGCGAAAAUGAAGGAGAUCGCUUACUUUUGUUAACAUCCCUCUCCAAUCGAUACACCAGUCACUACACUCUUGUUGAUGUUGUACUUAGGCGGGAUCAAUUGAUUGUAGAAGAUGUUCGACUGCUUAAAUCUUAUACCACACCAGUCAACAAAAAUGCGAUUUCAAAAGCUCGAAUUUAUCUACCAAGUCCUGCGCUGGUAGCAUAUGUUGUCUUUGACCGUGCUGUCGUUGUUGUUUCAAGGGCAAAACAAGUUGAAUCGCCCGACUCCCAGCUUCGCUCUGAAAAUCACACACUUUCGCCAUCAUUCGAAGAUGUGGUAGAUUUCAGGGAGGACACCAAUGUUGAGAUUGUCGGAUCCGGCAUGGAAGAACCCCAAAAUACUCCACAUGGAAUUGAGGAAGCAAAAUCGUUCAAAUACAAAGCAAAGAACCCAGCUGCUGUUCUUCUCGUUCGUGGUGGGGGUGUGAUUCGUGUGGCAGCUACCGACGUUGAUAAACUCGCAUCCAACAAAGGACAGCAAGUCACUGCAAAAAGCAAGCUGGAACAAGCAGUGUUUUUUGGUACAAUGGCACAAAAUCCUUUAAGCUUCGCAGGAAGAUCAGAAUUUCAGUUCCCUCCGGAAGAAGUUGGAGCUGCAGCUCUGGAAUUGAGUUUAGAGAUCGUGGCAUCUAGGACUCCUUUUAUUCCCUCGGUGUCUGCGUCUCUCGAACAACAUCUUAAGAGACGAGCAACAGCUCUCCAUGAUCUUGCUAAGCAUCUCAAAGCUACUGGCGUAGAAAUUGAUAGGCUCACACGAUGGAAGCUACUUUGGGAUGCAGAGAGAAUGUCGGCGGCAACAAUUAUCUGGCAGCGGUAUGACGCUCUUGUUCGAGAAUUACCAGACGACCAAAAGCGUGGGCUUCUCGCCGAUCUCGUAGAUCACAUUCAUGAAAAUCUCAAGACUGAGCCUGUUGCUGAAAGAGGCGAAGUCGAUCGCGUUCGACAUUUCUUUAUUCAUGAUGUUUUUAGAUUGGAAUUGGCGGUACCAUGGGCAUUCCAGAUGCUCAAGUACGCCUGGACGAAUGGCCAAGCUCCUGCUUCAGUGAUGGAGACGCUCAGCCAAUCCAACGAUGUAAUGAUUAGCGCAUUGGAGGGUGCGUUUGACUUUCGAAUGAAUAAUUUGAGGCUGUAUGGAUUACAAUCGGAAACAAUUUCACAUGGGGUAUUAGAAGAAGGCUACGAGGGACUUCCGGAGUUUUGGACCUCGACUUUUUACAUUGCAGAGAAUAUUCGAAAGCAAACAGACCUUGUCUCUACGCUAUUUGGAGAUUUCUGGAAUAAACCGGUUGCAGAGGACAGCCCCGAUCCUGCAACCCUCGAGAAAAUUCGACUGGAGCAUCCUAAUCUUAUCGACGUUGCCAUCCGAUCCAAUUUGGAGAGGAUACGUUGGGUAUCGGCUCAAGACUCACCACAACUUCAAAUGCAGGCAGAAGGACUCCAAACACUACAGUUCGAUGCCACAGAUAAACAGUUACAGCGCCUUGCAGAUACCUUCAGUCUCCCCGAUGAAGCAAUGAACUUGGCGGAAAAAUACGAAAUUCUACAAACCUUGGCAACUGUGCUGAUGUAUGAGGUCGGUAUUUGUGCCGAUAGGCUUCGUAUUCCGGGCAUUGACGAAGAAGACUAUGGAAAUCUCAAAAAGCGAGAGCAAGACCUCCGUGAUCGGAUGGACAAGUCUUUUGCAAACUUCGGUGCGAGUUGGGCUGCCGCUCUAUAUGAAUAUUACAUUGGCACAGGAGAAAUACAACAGAUGCUCAAUGAUUAUCAAAAUCAGCGAGCAUUCCUCACUGCUUUUCUACGCGAUAAACCAGAGUAUGCUAAGAUCGGUUGGAUUCAUGAGAUCACUCGAGAGAGGGAUUAUGAUGAGGCCGCGAGAAUGCUUCUUGAACUUGGAUUAGAUCGAGAGCGUGAUGUCUGGAGCAAAAAGGUCGAACUUAGUAUCGGCAAGCUUUCACGCAUGGCAGGUCGCAAUUAUAGUCAGGCCAACGGAAUCCUGAUUCCUGACGGAGGUGAAUCAGAACUUGUCAGAGCAAAUCAAGAGCUUGGAUUGCUCAAAAUUCAAGAUCUGAUUUACAAGUAUAUAUAUCCCACCAUCAGCACAGCCAUCGAUGAUAACGCGGAAGUCCAACUUGCUUUAGAAACUCAUGGCAACAAGAGUCUGAAACAACAAUUUUCUUUUAUGAACCUUCUUGAAAGUAGCAUCACUCAUCUGGUCAAGCAUGAAACAAUGGAUGCAUUCUGUUUGGUUGAUUUACUUACCCUCAUGGGUGAUAAUUUCAGAGCCAUGGAACAAGAUGACUUCAGCAUGAGUAGAUUUUAUUGGGCACUUGAAGCUAUUCGUUUAGGUGUCACAAACAAGGAAGAGAAGUUGCUUAUGCAGCGUGUUAUUUGGAGACGAUGUCUCUUAAGAGAUGACUGGGCUGCGAUGAAUAAUACAGAGGCUAAAGACGAUCAAUUUGUAGAAGAUCAGUUAAAGACAACAGCUUUGUAUUGGACACUCAAAGCCUGCUUCAAGAAUCGUAUCUUCGAAAAGGAUCUCACUAUCAGGUCAUUAACUCCUGAAGAAGUCCUUGGUGCAUGCACAGAAGAGCUAGAGCAACGCUGGUCUCGAAUUGACGCCAGUAUGCGCGAACGCAUGAUGCAAGACUAUCAAAUGGAAGACGAUGUAUUAACACAAUAUAUCGACACGGCUAGAAUAGAUAAGUGGCAUCAACAAGCAGCAGAACUUGCCAAACAGGAUUUUAGAGACGAAGUUGGAGCGGAAACGUCAGCUGGAUCAGUCAUGGAUAGAGAGGCGGCUAGGACUCUAGAAGAAUUGGAGAGAAGUAUAGCAGAUAAUGAAAAGGGGAAGGCAGAAGGAAUGCUCUUGUCGAAACCAAGACAUAGGGCGAAGAUAGGAUAUGAUGGAAGAGGGAGUGCGAGUGGGAGUCGGAGUGGAAGUGGACGACCGGGAAGCUUUAGAAGCUCACUUAAGUUGUAUUGA